AAAGACAAUUGAAAGAGGUUUAACAUUAGGGGCUCGGGCGAGAAAGUCUUUGCCUAUAACUACUAUACCAUUUAAAUGGUAUAACCACAAUAAAAUAAUACUUUCCCUUAAAGUGGGCCAAAAGAUGCUGAAAAAAAAAAGGAAAAGAUUGUAAUAGUGGCAAUUAAAAUGUAGAGAGAGAAGGAAAAAUUUGCAAUUGCGCCAAACUGAUUUCGGCAAUUGUUAGGCGGCAAAAACGACGAAUUUAAUAUACCACAAAAAAAUUAAAUCAAUGAUAUUAUCUUUAAGAAAUCAUCUUGUUCUUCAUCUGUUGCAAAAAAUAUUUGCUCUUCCCACUCAUCAAUGUUUCUGGAAAAUCGAUUUCCUUAAAUAAAUCUGUGAAUUAUUCGGUUCACUCCUCAAUUUGGAUGAUUUAUCAUCUCAUCAAAUUGGAUAAAUUUGUGGAUUAUGAAGUUCAUUUUCUACAGUUGAAGAGAUCUGGGCUUGAUUUUGAGUACAGAUCUCAGUGGUGUGGUGGUGUGUCGUAAUCGGUGUUGAUGGAUAAAGACGCAACUGUGGGUGGCAGGAGGAGAAGAUUACAAUUGGAACAGAAGUUUCGCUGUUCUUCGACUUCCCCACUCCGACUUGCCUUGUCGACGGCGUUCACGAAAUCCAACACCCAGUGUCAUGAGGAAGGGACUAGUUCAUAGUCAUACGAAGAGAAAAGUGGGGAAUAAUGUCAUUGAAUAUGAGGGAACUUCAAAGACCAAAUACAAAAAACACAAAUCUUUCGAGGACUUUGGGGAUGAUGAUCUGUGUAAAUACUUCACCAGUGACUUGAGUGUACUUAAACCUAAUCAUAAUCCGCCAACGAAAAAGAGUAGGGCGGUUGUAGAAGAAGAUUCGUACGAAGACGAAAGUCAGGGUGAGGGUGAUGAGGACUAUGAAGCUGAGGAGACUAACUAUGAUGAAGUUGAGAAUUCAGAUGAGGAGUACGAUGAAGUGCCAGAGCGAGAACCACAUCCAAUUAAGAGGGGAUACAAACAAGUAGUUUCUCGGAAAAUAUUACCCCAACAAGGUGUAAAAAGGAGACGACUACCUACCCCAAAGCCACGGCCACAGGAGCAGCAAUAUGUUGUGAGAAGAACCAAAGGUCUCUCAACCGGGGAACAAGUUAGGAGGGGAGAGUUAUGUGUUGCGACGCAACUACAAAAAUGUCGCAACAAGCAACCAGCGGUCAUUUGCCGUGUUGAUGCAUUUUCGAAGUUGAUCAAAAGGUUUGAUGCUUCUAGAAUUGAAGUUGUUAAACAUAUGGGUUUUGGUGGGAUGCUAAAGUUGAAGUUGACCCAACUCUCGCGACAGUUCUGCUAUUGGUUAAUGACUAGGGUGGAUGGAGUUGCCCAUACCUUGGUUGCAGGUGAUGGCAGAGUCUUACCGUUGUCCCCAACACAAUGGAAAUGCGUAUUUGAUCUCCCAAUGUGAGGUAAGACGGUUCCCUACGAAGAGAAUGAUAAUCAGGCGUUGGUUGUUAAGGCUGGGAAGGUGUCUCGGAAAUUUACAAUUGUAAAUGGAGAGGGAAAGGAAAUGGUUUCGUUGCGUUCAGUCAUGGAUGCGGUAGUCGUAGAGGAUGAAGAUGGCAACGUCAUCGAGCUAGAAACCGAGUCGUCCCGUAGCGAAUUCCGUACUGCUUUCUUGAUGGCGCUUUUGGGUCUGGUCAUAUGUCCUUCGACUGAUGGAUCGUAUAUGUCUAAGCCCUUGAUGCAAGCAUGUACCGUGGCAGACAGAUCAAUUGAAUACGAUUGGUGUACGUUAGCCCAUGAGUGGCUUAUGACUAAGUCUUGUGAGUUUACUGAGAAGUUUGAUAAAGCAGGGUUUGUGGCGGGAUGUGGUGGUUGUACUCUGUUCCUUUUGGUAGUUUUCCAAACAUUUUCCCCCAUAGUGAAUGUGUAUUUUCGUUUUUUAACUACAUUUAAAUAAAUUAUUAACAUUGCAUUUGGUCAACAGAUAUUCUACUUAGAUCAUUUGAACAGGCCUCCUCUGUCGUGGAACGAGUUUCCAAGGAUAGGAGUUUGGACAACUGAGCAUGUCUUCCUGGCUAGGGGUUUGGACAAGAAGGAAAAUGACGAAUACGGAAAGCUUUCAGUAAGUUGAUCCUUUUACAAUGAAUCACAAAAUUUAAAUCAUGUGUAGCAAACUUAUUCUGGUUAUUAUUUUUGGAAAUGUUUAAUGUUUA
Molecule: messenger RNA, 2212 nt
Organism: Spinacia oleracea (spinach)
Lineage: Eukaryota; Viridiplantae; Streptophyta; Magnoliopsida; Caryophyllales; Amaranthaceae
Exons: 5
Coding region: 667-1461 (264 amino acids)
Source: RefSeq, a predicted model, not a curated record